This is a messenger RNA of Dermacentor andersoni, 3787 nucleotides long. RefSeq names its product deoxynucleoside triphosphate triphosphohydrolase SAMHD1-like. Gene Ontology annotation, molecular function: dGTPase activity. Gene Ontology annotation, biological process: dGTP catabolic process. The record is from RefSeq and is a predicted model, not a curated record. Gene Ontology annotation, cellular component: nucleus. Lineage: Eukaryota; Metazoa; Arthropoda; Arachnida; Ixodida; Ixodidae.
GACGGCCACAGUGCAGACGGCUGGCAUUCUCAGAGUGAUUCGAAACCGCAGCUGCUAUAUACUUCUGCUGGCUCUUCCGCUUUCUGGUGCUCCGUAAGUCCGGUCUUUCCUAAAGAAUACUGUGAUAUCACUGACCGCAUACACAGUCCUGCAGCAAGGACGAGCCUACCUUUGCUUUAAGGGAGCACCAGUGCUAACGAUAGGGCGAUGGGCAACACGGACGGCGGUGAAAGCCGCGCGCGCUCCGACGCGGAUGCGGAGACGGUGGCGGCAGAUCUCCGCGCCGACAUGCUGCCUGCGCGGAAGGUGUUCUGGGAUCCCGUGCAUGGCCAAAUUUUGUUACACCCGGUGUCCAUAGCCGUGAUCGACACACCCGAGUUCCAGCGACUGCGGCACAUUCGCCAGCUGGGGCACGUAGCCUACCUUUACCCGGGCGCAUCAAACAGUCGCUUUGAGCACAGCCUCGGCACGGCUCAUCUAGCUCGAAUGUUGGGCUCGCAUCUACGUGAAUGUCAGCCUGAGCUAAAUCUGAGCGACAAGGAAUUGCUUUGCCUCGAAUUGGCCGGCCUGUGCCACGACCUCGGACACGGCCCAUUCUCGCACUUCUGGGAGCACUUCUACAGCCGCGGCGCCCGUGACAGGGGCCUGAAACCUCGUUGGACCCACGAGGCAAUGUCGUGCAAGAUUCUUGCGCACUUGAUCGCUGCGAACGGACUGGACCGGACGUUCGGCGCAUGGGAGGCGAAAUGGCCCGGCCAAGGCCUGACAGCAGACGACGUCAAGCUGGUGCAGGGACUCAUAUUGGGCGACACGAACGGCGUCGAACCCUCCCGAUGGUUCCUUUUUCAAGUGGUCAACAACCGCGAUUCCGGAUUGGACGUGGACAAGUGGGACUACUACCUGCGCGACUGCCACGCCGUCGGACUGGCUUGCGGCUUCCAGUUCCAGCGGCUCGUUGGUAGCGCGCGCGUCAUCGAGCACGAGGGCCUCACGCGCAUAGCGUUCCGCGACAAGGAGCUCAGCAACGUGUACGAGAUGUUCCGCAUGCGCAGCACUUUGCACUACAACGUUUACCACCACCACAUGAUCAGCGUAUUCGAGGCCAUGAUCUGCGACGCACUGCAGCUGGCAGACGAAAAGGUGGCGUCACCUAGCGGCGGCGGUCGUCUGCGGCUGUGGUGGACGACGCACGAGGCCGGACAGCCGGACGCCAGCCGGCAGCAGGUCGAGGCCUUCGUCGCGCUCACCGACGCCUGGGUCGAGCUCUCCGUGCGCCGAGCCGACGCCAAGCAGCAGCCCGAGGUGCUGCGCGCGCAGCAGCUAUGGAAGGCGCUCGAGACCCGAUCGUGCAGACCCUGUCCGCUGUACCGCUUCUUGGGCAGCGUCCCCAAGAGCGACGACGGAGGGGUCAGCAGCAGCGAGGAGACGCUGCGCGAGGCCAUCAUGGCCGCGCUCCCGCAGGACGUCAAGCCCAAGGCGGAAGACCUCGUCGUGAAUCUGGUCAACAUCCACUGGGGCUGUGGCGAGGAGGAUCCGGUGAAGAAGGUGCUCUUCUUCCGCAAGGCAGAGCCCCGCCGAGCGUUGCACGCGGAACAACUGCGGGAUCAGUCGCCAGUCCUUCCGUCCCGUUUCCAAGACGCGCGCUGGCACGUGCUGCUUCGAGCACCGGCCAAGCCGGGCUUGGACGAGCACAUCGAGCACUGCCUUAAAGCGCUCCAGUGCCAGGAGUAAAUGGCGCUGCCAGUCGUACGAGCCUAAGUGUAUGCGAAUGUUACCCCCGCGGGGUGUGUAGUAGUGCGAGCGUGCAGCCCCUUAAUUCAAGUUAUUCUAGAGUGCUGGUAAAUAUACGGCAUGUAUCUGCGUUAGAUUUACCUACAUAUGUCGCGCGAUUCGUCGCGACGCCGCGUGCGCGACUGACAACAUUGCUGCAGCGAUGGCCUGUGCUGUCUCGCCUCCUUUCCACUUUGUGUGUAGUCUUAACUCUCUUGGACCCCGUUGUGAUCACUACUUGUAUAUGACCGCUUCAUUGCCCUUCGUCUCGAAUGAAACUCGGUGACAAUGCGUCCGUAGCGUACCUUUCGCCAGGUUGAUCGUUUAUAUCCCAGUGCUCGGAUGUUCAGAUGUUAGCAUCAUGAACGCGUUGUCACGUGCGAAUUCGAGAACGUAAGACGAUCCGUGAGGAAUGUGCGUUUAGUAACAUCCCAUAUCCGUAUGUAUCCAUCCUAUGAUUGGGCACUAUAGCGCCCAGAUGUCACGCUCUGUUGUGGUUAUCGUCCUUGAGGACUUCGUUUAUGACAUUCCCUAAAAUGUGGUGGAAAGUGACACAUGUAGUUUGAACACCGGUGUGCGAGCAUUCGUUUGUGCAUGCAGAGUAACAGUGUUAUCGACGAGCGUCUUGCGUGAAACCUGGAACAGUCUCAGGGAUGUCGUUUUGUCCCUUUUGGCGGGUCAUAAAAGAGAAAUGUGAUACGACGUAGUCGAAAGGGAGGGGGGGGGGGGGGGUUACGACGAGCCCGCGCGCGUCAUAGGACGAAAGAUAUAAAGUUCGACUCAGCAGCCAAGCGACUGCGUCACUCGUGUCGAAGUACACAGCUCAUGACUAUCUCAUUUUAAUAUGUUCCAAAGAAGGAAUGAUCAAAGCUAAUAUAUACUAUAUAAUAGUUUUUAUAUGUAACACUUCGGGUUCCAUAAUACUCUUAGAAAAAGAAGUAUACAGAAGGAAAAAGUGAUAUAUUUAAGAUGUCUUUCCAAGCCAUUUGUGUUCAUAUACGAGGUGUUUCGGCGAUUAUUGUCUCUAUGGGCGCGGCGCAAUCGGAGAUCGUUGUUCGAAACGCGCGUUCAGUUUGCACUUUCGAACAACGAUCUCCGAUCGCGCCCCAGUUUGAAAAAAAAUAUGAGAAUCUGAAACGAAACAAUCAUUUAAAAUUUACUCACCAAAAUUAAUAGCUGCGCUGGACAUCAGAAACAGAUGCGGCCCGUAAACGUCUAAAAUAAUUUCGCUAAUUAAAUGUAUAAUUGACUGCCUUAAUUAAUGUACAUGUAGCAACUGCGAAAUUGAAGGCCUUCUGUGCUGUUCAAGACAUGUUGGGAUACUGAGAGCAGCACCAAUUUCGAGAUAUAUAUCCUGAGCAUACCCUGAGUGCAUGUACCUGACGAAGAUUUUGUGGGAGCGUUGCUAUAGACGGUCAAUGCUACCUUGCGGGAAGGUUGGAGACGCAUAUCUGUAAGCUGAAGCUAGUCUCAGGAUUCGUACCAAGUGGGACAUAAUUUCCGCAAUUGCGACGUGAACCACUAAAGCGAUCAAUUGACGAAUUAAAACGUUAAUUCGUAAAUAAUGCAUAAUUUGCUUUUUUUUUUUAAUAUUAUCGCGCGCUGUUUCCCAUAUCCGUCAUUGCUAUGACCCGUUGGGCGGCCUCGAAUUCCUGACUUACAACUGGAGACAGUCGUCGCUGAAGCAAACGUUAUAUAAUGCGGGUUGUGAGAAGGUCAGUAUGUCGACCAUGGUAUUUGAACAGCAGAUAUUACUUAAUUACUUCUCAAAUGUCUGUCCAAUGUCUUUCACCAGCCCGUGCAAUAGAAGUCCCGAGAAAGCCUUGUGGCUAACUUCGUGUCAUCUGGCGCAAACAUCCCAGCCAGCCGGGCUCGUGCUCUCCGCGACGCGCGGUUACGGUGCGCCGAUGGCCUUCGCGGUAACGAGCGAAAGUGAUCGACAGGCCUGAACUGGUGGAUUUCACUGUGUUGUUCUGUAUGUCUGGUCUGCUGGAUUAAUAAAGUGCAUUGGCGAACA